Molecule: messenger RNA, 1938 nt
Organism: Pochonia chlamydosporia 170
Lineage: Eukaryota; Fungi; Ascomycota; Sordariomycetes; Hypocreales; Clavicipitaceae
Product: methionyl-tRNA synthetase
Exons: 1
Coding region: 1-1938 (645 amino acids)
Biological process (GO): methionyl-tRNA aminoacylation
Cellular component (GO): cytosol; aminoacyl-tRNA synthetase multienzyme complex
Molecular function (GO): ATP binding; methionine-tRNA ligase activity
Source: RefSeq, a predicted model, not a curated record
AUGCCGGUUGAAAAUCCUAUCCUGCCCGUCAAGGGCAAGAGGAACAUCCUCAUCACCAGCGCCCUGCCCUACGUCAACAACGUCCCCCAUCUGGGCAACGUCGUGGGCAGCGUGCUGAGUGCGGAUGUGUACUCCCGAUUCAGCAAACUUCGCGACCGUCCUACACUCUACAUUUGCGGAACAGACGAGUACGGCACCGCUACGGAGACGAAAGCUCUCGAGACGGGCCAGACCCCCCAGGAACUCUGCGACGAGUUCCACGCGAAGCAUAAGGAGGUGUAUGACUGGUUUGAGAUUGGAUUCGACUAUUUCGGCCGCACCACGACCCAAAAGCAGACAGAGAUUGUGCAGGAUAUCUUUUUAAAACUACAUGAGAACGGAUUUCUCGAGGAGCGCACCACAACCCAGCCGUACUGCGAGAAGCAUGAUGGCUACCUGGCCGAUCGAUUUGUCGAGGGAACGUGUCCCAAGUGCGGCUAUGACGAUGCUAGAGGUGACCAGUGUGACAAGUGCGGAGGGCUCUUGGACCCCUUUGAGCUGAUCAACCCGCGAUGCAAGAUCGAUGGUGCCCAGCCCAUCCCUCGCGACACCAAGCACAUCUUCUUGAAGCUGGACUUGCUUCAGCCAGAUAUUGAGAAGUGGUUCGCAAACGCGCACAAGAAGUACGGAUGGCCGCAGAACGGUGUUGGAAUCACGCAAUCUUGGUUGACCAAGGGCCUCGAGGGUCGCAGUAUCACCAGAGAUCUCAAGUGGGGUGUUCCCAUCCCGCUGCCCGGCUAUGAGAAGAAGGUCAUUUAUGUGUGGUUCGACGCUUGCAUCGGAUACCCGUCUAUCACAGCCAACUACACGGACGAAUGGGAGAAGUGGUGGAAGAACCCCGACGAUGUUUCUCUGUACCAGUUCAUGGGUAAGGACAACGUGCCGUUCCACACGGUUAUUUUCCCUGGCUCCGAGAUUGGAACUGGCUACAACUGGACCAUGUUGAAUCAUCUGUCUACGACCGAGUACCUCAACUACGAGAAUGGCAAGUUUUCCAAGUCGAGAGGCGUUGGUGUCUUUGGAAACCAGGUCAAGGAUAUUGGCAUCUCGCCCUCUGUUUGGAGAUAUUACCUCCUGUCGAAUCGUCCCGAGACUGGAGACACUCAGUUUGAGUGGCAAAACUUCGUUCUUGCCAACAACAGCGAGCUACUUGCCAAUUUCGGUAACUUUGUGAACCGAAUCGUCAAGUUUGUCAAUGCCAAGUGUGAUGGAACUAUUCCUGAAUUCUCUGCCACGUACACAGACGACACGUUCGACUUUCCCGGCUGGGUCCUCCGAGUCAACGCCCUUCUGGCAGAAUACGUCGACCUCAUGGAGAAGGUCCACAUUCGUGCUGGCGUGAAGAAGCUCAUGGAGAUCAGCACCGAGGGCAACACCUUAUUGCAGUACCGACUGGACAACACCAACCUGGUUGAGAAACCUGAGAGAACCAAGACUGUUAUUGGCUUGGGCCUCAACCUUUGCCACUUGCUGGCGUCUCUGGCAUCGCCAUAUAUGCCCUCAACAUCAGAGUCAAUCUGCAAGCAGUUGAACACCACGCUUGCCUUUAUCCCCGACGUUUGGGAUCCUGAGAUCCUCAAGAGCGGCCACAAGAUCGGAAAAGCGGCUUACCUGUUCACUCGUAUUGACGAGAAGAAAGUGGCGGAGUGGAAGGCGGCUUUUGGUGGCAGUGCUGAGUCCCGCGCUGCCGAGGAGGCUGCCAAGAAGAAGAAGCAGGAGGAGAAGGAAAAGAAGAAGGCUAGAAAAGCGGCCAAGGCUGCUGAAGCCGCUCAGGCCGCUGCUGGCGAAAGCCCUGCGGGCAAGGACAAGGACGCGAAGGCUACAGAUGGAGCUGCUGUUGCUCCUGCUGCAAGAGAUAUAAAGGAUUUGCCUAUCCGAGCUAAGCCUGAGAGCAAGUAG